Messenger RNA from Drosophila grimshawi, 3921 nucleotides. It is a transcript of the gene Cdc27, whose product is annotated as cell division cycle protein 27 homolog. Lineage: Eukaryota; Metazoa; Arthropoda; Insecta; Diptera; Drosophilidae. Gene Ontology annotation, biological process: cell division. Gene Ontology annotation, molecular function: protein binding. The record is from RefSeq and is a predicted model, not a curated record. The transcript is spliced from 3 exons. The coding region runs from base 638 to 3385 and encodes 915 amino acids.
CAUCGCCACUCACACAGAAAAAGUUCGACUAAUUUUAGUUUUUUAAUGCAAAACGAAUAGGCCAUAAAUUUCGCGUUUAGAUCCAAUAUAUAAUUCUCUGUACUGGAAUAAAAAAGAAAAAAAACAGUCGAUUUGUAAUGUGUGUGUGUGUGUGUGUGCGGGAAAGCUAAUGCGAAGGCCUUGAAAAAUUGUUACGAAAAUUGACUGACGUACGGAGUUCUGUGGUACCGUGCCAAUAGAAGAAGAGAAGCCUCGACAGCGCAAUAUUAGAAGUGGUGGUCAGGGAGCAGCAGCAGCGUCAGCACACCCCGCAUUUAAGUUACACACACACAGCACUGUUUUUUGUUUUCUUUUUUAAAUUUAUUUUCAUUUGAUUUUGUGGAUAAUUGCACCGCGUGCGGAUUACAUGCAGCAUGAUCCCCAUUGCAUGUGUUUAGUUUGUGAACUGUGUCUGUGUGUGUGUUGUAGUUGUAUGAAGCAUAGCUAAAAAGGCCACCAGAAACUGACGCUGAUUGCGACGAAACCGGAUCGGAAGAACAGCUUGAAUAGCACCGAUUGUAACUAGUUCACCCCACUCGUGGCGUCGUGGCGGAAUCCCAGUUACGGCCAAACAGUUUUGACAUAAAUCUCAAAAAUAAUGAUACAAGAGCCCGUUCAGGCCGCCAUAUGGCACUGCCUCAAUCACUACGAUCAUAAAGAUGCUGUUUUUCUGGCGGAACGCCUCUGCUCAGAAGUGGAAAGCGACGAGACAAUAUUUUUGCUGGCCACCAGCUAUUAUCGUUCAAGCCAAUUGCAUCAGGCAUAUUGGCUACUGUCGGAGAAGUCACGUCGCUCGCCCCAAUGCCGCUUCUUGCAGGCCAAAUGCGCAUACGAGCUCAAGAAAUUGGCGGAAGCAGAGAGCGCACUCGUUUCAAAUGGAUUUGCCGACAAUAAACACUUUGAUGAAAUGCAGCGAGAAUUCGGCGAACUCGCCUGCUUCGCCUAUCAGCUGAUGGCGAAGAUCUGUGUGCGUACUGAGCGCCAGAAGCUGGCGGUGAGCGCGUUGCGUCGCGCUCUCAAACUGAAUCCGUUUAUGUGGCAUGCGUUCGCCGAUUUGUGCCUGCUGGGUCAGGAUACGGAUACAGCGGCAAUAUUCCAAAUUCAAAACACUGAUGUGUUCAACACCUGCCAGGGCAGCAGCGCCAAUGCCAAUUCCAUGGUGCUGUUCGGCGGCAACGCAGCUAACGAGCAGCAGCAGCAACAGCAGCUCGAAAAUCUGCUGCUCAACAACUUAAGCAAUAACUCCAAUUUUAUAUUAAGCACGCCAGUCGAACAGCAACAACAACAGCAGCAGCAGCAAAACAACAACAGCAGCAUUGUCACAUUACAGAAUUUAAUAACGCCAAACAACAACAUCAACAAUAACAUAAGCAACAACAACAACAACAAUCUCAACAGCUCCAUUACGAUGCUGCGUGGCGGCGUACAACAACAGCAGCAGCAGCAACAGCAGAACAACGCCAAUAUGAAUUCGAGCAUGAUGCCGUUGGAGGACACACCGAUGGGUUAUGCAACGCAGGUGCAUGAUGCAAAUAAUGGGACACCGUUUCGCAAGCAAUUUAAAUAUUUGUCAACAAUAUCACCAUUAACGCCCAGCUUUGGCAUUAUGCCGCUGACUAGUCCCUGCGAUGGCGGCUCAGCCGUACUGCAGGCCAAUUUAAGCAUGUCUGCGUAUUCGCCCCAAAUGCUCGUCGAGGUCAAUCAGGAGCCAAAGAUCAUUGGCAAAAAGUUGAAAACCCAUGUUGGUGGCCUGAUCAAUCGUCAGGAGAAAACGAAACCCGCUGUGUUCACGCAGACUGGCAACAUAACGCCUCGCACUCCCAACAAUUUGGGUGUGAAUGCACCACCAAAUCCCAAUGCUGCAGUGCGUCGAAGUUCCCGUUUGUUUAGCAAUUCGGCAUACUCUGUGAAGGAGAACAACAAAUCGCCGAACAUAACGAAUAACAAUAAGUUUGUCCAGCCGCGUUCACCGCCACGUAAAACCAAAUCGUCUCGCAUGACCAAAAUCUGUUUGAGCAAUGAGCUAAUUGAUGAGAAGACCCAUCAUCAUCUCGCCGAGAAGCUAAGUGAAAAGCAGUCGCGCAAAGAGAAGGAGAAGAUCGAAACGAUCACAUCUGCUGCAACAGCGGGCAACAAUCAAUCGGCAAUCAACAAUCGCAGCACCGAGGAUGCCAAAGUGCUGCUCAACAACAGCCUCAACAAUGCCCAAACGCUGGCUCAUCAGCUGCUCACCAUGAAGAAGCAGUCGGCGGAUGGUCUAAUGCUGCUACUACGGGAUCUGGCCGAGGGCUAUAAGCUACUCUCGACGUUUCAGUGCAAGACGGCCAUUAAGCUGUUGGAGACGACGAUACCAAAGCAUCACUUGAACUCCAGUUGGGUGCAAUCGUUGAUUGGGAUGUGCCUGUACGAGCUGCGCGACUACGAGAAUGCCGUUCUCAUUUUCAAGCGGAUACACGAAACGGAGCCCAGUCGCUUGGACUACAUGGAGAUAUAUUCCACGUCGUUGUGGCACUUGCAAAAGGAGGUGGCCCUUUCGGCGCUCGCACAGGACCUCAUCGGGCAGGAUAAAAGUAAUCCGGUCACGUGGUGUGUGGCGGGUAAUUGUUUCUCGCUGCACAAGGAGCACGAGACGGCCAUCAAAUUCUUUAAGCGCGCCGUCCAAGUCGAUGCGGACUUUGUAUAUAGCUAUACACUGCUUGGUCACGAGCUGGUACUUACCGAGGAGUUCGACAAGGCGAUGGACUAUUUUCGAUCGGCGGUGGUGCGGGAUCCGCGGCACUACAAUGCCUGGUUUGGCAUUGGCACAAUCUACUCCAAGCAGGAGAAAUAUGAACUGGCCGAGCUGCACUAUGUGAAGGCGCUGAAAAUCAAUCCGCAGAACUCGGUCAUUCUGGUGCACAUUGGGGCGAUGCAGUUCUUUAUGCAGAAGAAGGACAUGGCUCUGCAAACACUUAAUACGGCAGCUUCGUUGGAUCCAAAGAAUCCGUUGGCGCGCUUUCAUCGCGGCUCCAUAUAUUUCUCGCUGGGCAAGUAUCAGGAGGCGUUGCGCGAAUUGGAAGAGCUCAAGGAGAUUGUGCCAAAGGAGUCGGUUGUGUUUUAUCUAAUUGGCAAAAUACACAAGACACUGGGCAAUAUGGAUCUGGCCCUGAUGCAUUUCAGCUGGGCCACCGAUCUGGAUCCCAAGGGCGCAAAUAAUCAAAUCAAAGAUGCCUUCGAUUCAAUGGCGCAUCCCAGCUGCUGUCCGGGCGUUGACAAUGCACUGGAUGUGGACUUUGAUCCAACCUCGGAGCGUUCCGAUGACUCAACGCAGGCGCAGCAGGAUGUUAGCUACGACAGCGACUACUAAACUAACCGGUCUCCAAGUCUGAGCGCUUGUAUAUAAUUACAUAAUUAAUACAUAUUGAAUGAGAAAAACAAAAGAAAAAACAAAAAAAAAACCCAAUUAUGAAUUAUAUUAAAUAUUAGAUAACUUUUAGUCUUAGGCUAUUUAUAACAAAGAUUAAGAUUGAAGAUGGUUUAAACAACAACAACAACAAUUCUCUCUGUCUCUUUGCACUCUGAAUGUCAAAGGCAACAACAAAGAAAAACAAACAAUUUUCAUUAUAUACCAUUUACCAACUAAAUUAUACAAAAUUUAAAUGAUCACUAAAAUUUCAAAAUUUCAAAACAAAAGAAAACAACUAAAAAACCAAUGAUUGAAAGAUAUAAAGAUGAACUCUACUAAGUACAGUGGCGCAGUGGCUCAGCUCAGUAAGCAGUAAAAAUCAAUUCCAAUCGAAAUGUUUAAUAGAUCCGCCUCAACUCGGACACCACUUGGCUCUGCCACUGCCCUGCACAUGAUAAACAACAACAAGAACAGUAAAUUAUACAAAUUAACCUAAA